AUGGGAUUAAGGAUCAAGACUGUUGAAGAAGUGAAAAAGAAGUUGUCUCAGUUCUUCAAAAUGACGGAUUGUGGUGAGAUGCAACACUUCCUUGGCAUGAAAAUUGCGUACGAUCGGACACCAGGAAAGAUGCAGUUUUCGCAAGGAGCAAGCAUUGAAAAAAUGCUGAAGAAAUUUGGUAUGAAUGAUUGCAACCCAACAAGAACACCCAUGGAGAAAGGAUUACAGCUGACUUGCAGUAAUACUGGAACCGUUAAUGAACCGUACCGAGAAGUUCUAGGCAGCUUAAUGUACGUUAUGAUGUCCACUCGGCCGGACAUUCGUUUCCCAGUUGGAUACCUUGGACGAUUCCAGCAAGAACCGGAACAACUACACUGGACAGCCCUAAAACGAGUGGUACGUUACAUGAAAGGUACGAAGGACAUGUUUCUGGAGUUCUCUCGUGGCAAGGACGUGGAGCCAUUAGUUGGAUUCACUGACUCGGACUGGGCGACGGAUACUGUGGAUAGGAAAUCGGUGAGCGGAUUCUUAUUCCAAGUUUAUGGCAACACGGUCUCAUGGUCAAGCAAGAAGCAAACAACCGUGGCUACCUCCUCCAGCGAAGCCGAAUACGUUGCGUUGAGUGCUGGUGUGACAGAAGCAAUUUGGUUGACUGGACUCUUGGGCGACCUUGGUGUAAAGAUUACGAAACCGAUACCUAUAUACGAAGACAACCGUGGCUGCAUUGGGAUGGCUUAG
This is a messenger RNA of Toxorhynchites rutilus septentrionalis, 738 nucleotides long. RefSeq lists its product as uncharacterized. The transcript has a single exon. The record is from RefSeq and is a predicted model, not a curated record. Lineage: Eukaryota; Metazoa; Arthropoda; Insecta; Diptera; Culicidae. The coding region runs from base 1 to 738 and encodes 245 amino acids.